Penicillium paradoxum is the source of this 1317-nucleotide messenger RNA. Its product is annotated as putative ubiquitin conjugating enzyme E2. Gene Ontology annotation, biological process: protein polyubiquitination; ubiquitin-dependent protein catabolic process. Bases 1 to 1317 code for a protein of 438 amino acids. Lineage: Eukaryota; Fungi; Ascomycota; Eurotiomycetes; Eurotiales; Aspergillaceae. Gene Ontology annotation, cellular component: nucleus. The record is from RefSeq and is a predicted model, not a curated record. Gene Ontology annotation, molecular function: ubiquitin conjugating enzyme activity. The transcript is spliced from 3 exons.
AUGCCGUCCAAUCUGCGCCGGCUAGCUGCCGACCAUGCCGCCUUACACCGCGAUAUGCCGCCGUAUUAUCUACAGCCAUCAGACACCGAUGAUCUAUCACAACUGACAAUCCUUCUAACGGGCCCCGCAGGCACGCCUUUUUCACAAGGAUUAUGGGAGCUUCAUCUUAAGAUGCCCAAUGACUAUCCAAAGAGCCCACCCAAGGCUACUUUCAAAACGAGAAUAUGGCAUCCUAAUAUGGAGGAGCUCACUGGGGCUGUUUGUGUGGAUACCCUCAAGCGGGACUGGCAGCCCAACCUCACCCUUCGCGAUGUACUGGUGACAAUCUCAUGUCUUCUUAUCUACCCUAACCCCGACUCCGCCCUUAAUGCCUCUGCGGGCGCUCUCAUGCAAGAGAACUAUGAGGCCUUUGCACACCAAGCCAAGCUUAUGACCUCUAUCCAUGCUCCAAUCCCGCCCCACUUGAAAGAUGCAGUGACCGAAGCAAAACUUCGGGGCGAGGAAGCGGGGACAAAAUUAGAAGACAAAGAAGACGACACAAUCCUACCCCACCCCGGGAAACAAGCAUUCACCCAUACCAUCCAUGCGAAGAAAUCAACCCGUAGGACCACUCCAUUCGAAAAUCCACCACAGUCCUCAUCUCAUUCCUUUGCUCAACUCUCCCCGCCCCCGACAGACGAAACCAUGAGCGACAGUGAAAAUGACGACUCUGCUAGCGCAAGCAAAGAGAAUAACCCGUCACUUUCUCCCUCUCCCGUCUACUUCGCACCCCCAAGUCCCCGCAAGGGCAAGCGUCCUCUCUCUGUACUGUCAAUUCCAUACCAGGCAGACUCCGAUUCGGACAUGAUGCUGGUCGAUCAGGACUCCGAUAAUGAAACCCCCGCCAUGACACCCAAUGAACAAAAUAUCAGCGCGAACACACGAUCACGUACAUCAUCACCACUACGGAAAAUGCCCAAGCUUUCCCUCGUCUCUGGGAGUAUCAACUCCCCAGGUCGUCUCCGCGAUGAGAUGCCUAUAUUCGAAGACAUCCCUCAGCUGCCGAUGCAAGAUUCUUUGCGCCGACUGAGCGGUGAUGGCAAAGAGAACCGGGGCUCCGCAACUGCACGCGGAUCAAAAGCAAAGCGCGAGCUUUCCCCGAUGAAGACAUUGAAUGGCCCUGCUCCUCUUAGCCCGGCACAUGCUCAACUCCCUCGGCCAGCAUUAUCAUCUCUUCCAAUCUCCUCUUCGGGUAUCCAUAAGAAGAAAGCCAUCAGCGGGCUGCACAAGCGCCUGACCGUCAAUACAAAGCCCCGCAUUGGUAUCCGCCGGUUAUGA